GAGUCUCGGGAGCUAGAACUACACCUCCCAGAAAGCACUUCGGGAUGUCGUUGGUUUGUUUCCGGAAACGGGUCCUCAAAAAGGUGGGACUUAGAGCUAGAAGCUGACGGCGGCAGCUGUCAAUUGGUUAGGAUACGAGAUCGAUGAUUGCACUGACUAAUGGGAACAAACGAAUACCAAAGGAACCCGCCCACAGAAGAAGAACUAGAGGUGGCGGCAGCGGUCGUGGCCCGACGCUGCUCAGGGUGGAGGACUGACAGUGCACGAAGCUUAUCUUUGACCUCCCCCCGUCUGCCUCCGGCCUUGACUUAUGAUCCUAGGUUCUUUUGGGCUUCUCUGAUCCAGCUAGCCAGACCCCAGACCUAAACCAUGUUCCCGGUGAAGGUGAAAGUGGAGAAAUCAGAGUUGGAGAUGGUCAAGGCCCGGAACCAAUUGGAUGCUGUUCUGCAGUGUCUGCUGGAGAAGAGUCACAUGGACAGGGAGCGUCUGGAUGAGGAAGCUGGGAAGACCCCCUCAGACACCCACAACAAGGAUUGUUCCAUCGUGGCCACCGGCAAACGGCCAUCCGCCCGCUUCCCCCACCAGCGGAGGAAGAAGAGAAGGGAGAUGGAUGAUGGACUGGCCGAGGGAGGGCCGCAGCGAACCAAUGCGUAUGUGAUCAAGCUGUUUGACCGGAGUGUGGACUUGGCUCAGUUCAGUGAGAACACGCCUCUGUAUCCAAUCUGCCGUGCCUGGAUGCGCAACAGCCCCUCAGUGCGCGAGCGUGAACGCUCGCCCAGCUCACCGCUGCCCCCACUGCCUGAGGAUGAGGAGGGUUCAGAGGUCACCAACAGCAAGAGUCGUGAUGUAUAUAAGCUGCCUCCGCCCACAGCCCCUGGGCCACCUGGAGAUGCUUGCAGAUCCCGAAUCCCAUCCCCACUACAGCCUGAGACCCAGGGUACCCCCGAUGAUGAGCCCUCCGAGCCUGAGCCCUCAUCCUCCACACUCAUCUACCGCAACAUGCAGCGCUGGAAACGCAUCCGCCAGAGGUGGAAGGAGGCAUCUCAUCGGAACCAGCUUCGUUACUCAGAAAGCAUGAAGAUCCUACGGGAGAUGUAUGAGCGACAGUGAUGUUCCUGCCCUCCCCCCACACCCCAAUAAACAUUCCCCACCACA
This is a messenger RNA of Hipposideros armiger (great roundleaf bat), 1155 nucleotides long. It is a transcript of the gene LIN37, whose product is annotated as lin-37 DREAM MuvB core complex component. Gene Ontology annotation, cellular component: transcription repressor complex; Myb complex. Lineage: Eukaryota; Metazoa; Chordata; Mammalia; Chiroptera; Hipposideridae. The coding region runs from base 370 to 1110 and encodes 246 amino acids. The transcript has 9 exons. Gene Ontology annotation, biological process: negative regulation of transcription by RNA polymerase II. The record is from RefSeq and is a predicted model, not a curated record.